This is a messenger RNA of Triplophysa rosa, 3186 nucleotides long. RefSeq names its product WAS protein family homolog 1 (gene wash1). Gene Ontology annotation, biological process: Arp2/3 complex-mediated actin nucleation; retrograde transport, endosome to Golgi; exocytosis. Gene Ontology annotation, cellular component: early endosome; WASH complex; recycling endosome. Gene Ontology annotation, molecular function: actin binding; gamma-tubulin binding; alpha-tubulin binding. The coding region runs from base 753 to 2192 and encodes 479 amino acids. The record is from RefSeq and is a predicted model, not a curated record. Lineage: Eukaryota; Metazoa; Chordata; Actinopteri; Cypriniformes; Nemacheilidae. The transcript is spliced from 11 exons.
CAAAUCGAGAUCUGCUAUUGCAGUAGUUUUUACAAGUUUAUUUACCAACGUUUUUGUUGCUUAGUUACCAAAUCAAUUUCACGUCCUGAAACGUAAAAACGAUUGUUUUUAUAGUAGGCUAUUUUGUUUAUUUGUUACUUUGUCCAUAUUAUUUUGUGCAUUAAAUGUUUUUGUCAGUUAUCACCAUUAUGAAUAUUGCCAAUGAUUUUACUAAAAUAAAUAAAUAAAUAUUUUUUUAUUUUGCUACAGUAGCCUAGCCGUACUGUAUGUGGUUGUUCAUUGGCCCACUUUUACUAUAAUAAACCCUUGGCUUUUUUAUUUCACUUCACUAAUUUAAUUUCAAGUUUAUUAUAUAAUUAUUAGUCCUUCCGUCACUUUCCGUAUGACUAACCUCUGUGACUUUUGCCUGCUUAUUUAUAAUGUUCUUACACGCGUUAUGAUUUAUAUGACAUUCCUGGUUUUGCCUGGUAGUUUUGUUUUGUUUUGUUAUUGUUAUAUUCAUAAUAACACAACAAACACAACUGGAAAAUGUUCCCACGCUCUCAUCCGUACGACUUCAUGCAGCGAUGCGCAAGUACCGCGAGAGCGAUUCGAAAGCAGACCGACCAGUGCGCUCUCCAGUCGCUCUCGCGGUACUUUGAUGUCGGCAGCUUCUUCGCGUUUUCGUCACUCGUCACAUGAUAAUGCGGAAGUUUUGCGCGUGAAAGACUCGGCGCAUCAAGAAGCGGAGCGUCUGUGCUUUUGACACAUAAAUGGUCAGGAUGACACAGAAACGUUACCUGGAGGGACAGGUGUACUCUGUACCUCUGAUCCAGCCGGACCUCAGGAGAGAAGAGGCUGUGCAUCAGAUCACUGAGGCUCUGCAGUAUCUGGAAAUCAUAUCAACAGACAUCUUUACCAGGGUGUCCCAGAGCGUGGAGAAGAACCGUGCACAUCUUCAGUCCGUCACAGACCGGAUCAAACUGGCUCAGGCCAGGGUCCAGAAGAUCAAAGGAAGCAAGAAAGCCACAAAGGUAUUCUCCAGCGCCAAAUAUCCCGCUCCAGAGAAACUGCAGGAUUAUUCUUCUAUUUUUGCCGGUGCUGUUGAUCCCGCCUCCCAAAAGCGUCCUCGCUUUAAAGUUGAGAGCAAGCUCCGCCCACUGGAUGACAAGGCCCUACAGGAGAAGUUGAUGUAUUUGCCAGUGUGUGUGAACAGCAAGAAGCGUUCUGAGGAUGAAACAGAAGAAGGUUUGGGAAGUUUGCCGAGAAAUGUGAACUCUGUCAGCUCCUUGUUGCUGUUCAACACAACAGAAAACCUUUAUAAGAAAUAUGUGUUUCUUGACCCUCUGGCGGGCGCUGUGACUAAAACACACAACACACUGGAAACCGAAAAGGAGGACAAACCGUUCGAUGCACCGCUGUCAAUCACCAAGAGAGAGCAGCUUGAGAGACAGACUGCAGAGAAUUAUUUUUAUGUACCAGAUCUGGGUCAAGUGCCAGAGAUCGAUGUGCCAUCUUACCUGCCUGACCUACCCGGCAUCGCUGAUGACCUCACGUACAGCGCUGACCUCGGCCCGGGGUUCGCACCAUCCGUUCCUUCCAGUACCAGCAUCCCGGAGCUGCCCUCUUUUGGCACAGAACAUGAUGAAUCUAGUGGAUCCGACUCUCAAUUCAGACUUGAGGCUCCUCCCCCUCCUCCUCCUCCACCACCCCCCCCACCAGAGCCCAUCCAUGCAUCAGCCCCGCCCCCUGGAUCGUCUUCAGCCGCACCCCCUCCGCCCCCGCCUCCACCUGCACCAGCCAACACUGCUGAUACAGGUCAAACUCCACCCGCAGGUACGGUUAAAGGCGCCCCCACUGAAGUGCUCCAGCCGUCGGACGGGCGAGCCAGUCUGCUGGAGUCGAUCCGGAAUGCCGGCGGUAUCGGCAAAGCCCAACUCCGCAACGUGAAGGAGCGCAAAAUGGAGAAGAAAAAACAGAAGGAACAAGAGCAAGUCGGGGCAGCGGUCAGUGGUGGAAACCUCAUGUCUGAUCUCUUUAAUAAAUUGGCAAUGCGCAGGAAAGGUAUCUCUGGCAAGGUUCCAGGGGGCGGAGACUCAACAGAAGCACCCAGCAGCUCGGGCGGAGCAUUUGCCAGGAUGUCAGACGUGAUCCCGCCCCUUCCAGCACCACAGCAACCAGCCGCAGAUGAUGAGGAUGACUGGGAGGCGUAACCGUGGUGACCCAGGGUCAGAUUAUUUUGUAGGACGACACGAUAUCGUCACUCCAAGGACAGCUGUGGACGAGUCAUUUUGCCAGAUUUACAUUGCUUACGUAUUUUAAAGUUCUGUGAAUGUACGGAAAUGAAGAUGUGGUGGAAAUCUAGCUGGAAAGAAUACACUGAAACUGAUUCAAUUCAUAAAUCCAAUACAUUUUUCAGUUUUUAUGCCUCAAAUGGCUUGAAAAAAAUACCAUAUUUAAUUUGAUGUGAAAUUACAGUAGAUUUUAUCAUAAUGUCCAACCCGAGACUCCGCAAUCAACAACAUGACACGUCUGCAGAACGUAUUUCUAUGUAAAUCUAUUUUGGAAAACGUUCCUAUGCACGCUGUCACGUUCAACAGUUUACAUAAGAAUUGCUUUUAUGAAUUAUUUACAGAGAAAUUCAUUCAUUCAGCCAUCAGGCUUGUACUUCAACCCAAUUUCAUAUUUAUAUACAGAAGAAUGUGUUUUGUGUUUUUUACAUCGUCUAAAUUAAACACUCAUCUCUUGCGUUCUGCAGCUUUAGUACAGUUUAAAAUAAACUAUGUGCGUUAUAAAUCAAGCAUUUAAAUCACAAAAACCAGAAGCUUUAAUCAAAAUCAAGAUCUCGGAAUGAACUUAGAAACGUUGAACUUCAGAACCUGAGGACAGAGGUGCAACUGAAUAUUUAACACGUCCUGAGUGCAAACACACAUUCAUAAUGCAGAACGCACAACUGGUACUUCAACACGCGCAGCCGAUGAGAUCUGUUCAGAGCGACGGCCUCUGGCGCUUCUCCAGGAAAAACUGUGGAGGAAUCAAAUAAAUGAUUAGACUGUGAACAUACUGCCAGCAAACAUGCUCGUCCUGACAGCAUCCGCUCAUUACAACAGAGAGCACAGCUGGAGAACACCGAGUCACAUUAACAACUGUCUGUCUCAUUAAAACAUCACACAGCUGGAUAGACGAGCACAUGAUACGACUGCAUUC